CCCAGAGGGAGAACACAUGUUGGAGAAGAAAGCGAGAACAAGAGAGAGAAGGACAUAGAUGAAGAGAGGGGGGAAGAACAUAGACCUCUCUGAGACAUCUGCGGGAUUGCUCUACCAGUGUGUUUAGGAGUGUGUGAUUUUUACAUUUUAACUGACCUUGUGUGUCUCUGUAUGUGACUUUCCCUGGUCAUGGAUAUCCCACUGACCACCCCACUCCUCCUCGCCCUCCUUCUCUGCUCCCUCUCCUUCGUUCACGGGGCCAUGGACUCCUGCUACGAUGACGACGAGGGUGUCCCUAGCCGUUGCAUGCCCAAGUUCGAGAACGCAGCCUUUAACCACACGAUCAUUGCUUCCAAUGUGUGCGGUUCACCGCCAGAGGAUUACUGCAUGCAGACGAGCUCGACGCGCUCCUGCCACCACUGUAGUGUGUCGGACAUGGGCCUCAGCCACAACGCCAGCCUGCUGACGGACUUCCACACGGACGAGGAACCCACCUGGUGGCAGAGCCAGUCCAUGUUCUACAGAGUCCAGCACCCUAACUCUGUUAAUCUCACCCUGCGCCUCGGUAAGGCCUUUGAGAUCACCUACGUGCGGCUCAAGUUCUACACCAGCCGACCAGAGAGCUUUGCCAUCUACAAGCGGACAAAUCAGGAUGGACCAUGGGUGCCCUACCAGUACUACAGCGCCUCCUGUAGCAAGACCUACGGGAAGAACGCCAAGGGAUAUAUCCGCCCGGGUGACGACGAGAGGAUGGCAUUGUGCACAGACGAGUUCAGUGACAUCUCCCCUUUGACCGGGGGAAACGUGGCCUUCUCUACUUUGGAGGGACGACCCAGCGCAUAUAACUUUGACCAGAGCGCCGUGCUGCAGGAGUGGGUGACAGCCACCGACCUGCUGAUCUCUCUGGACAGGCUCAACACUUUCGGAGACGAGUUCUUCAAGGACGCCAAGGUGCUGCGAUCCUACUUCUACGCCAUCUCUGAUUUCUCUGUGGGAGCCAGGUGUAAGUGUAAUGGCCAUGGCAGUGAGUGUGUGUUGGAUGAGCAGGGGGCUCUGGUGUGUGACUGCCAGCAUCACACGGCCGGGGUGGACUGCCAGAAGUGUCACCCGUUCUACCAGGACAGGCCAUGGGCCAGGGCCACCGGAGACUCUGCCAACCAGUGUAUGAAGUGUAACUGCAGUGGGCGAGCGGAUGCAUGUGUGUUCGAUGCGGAGCAGUACCGUAGCACAGGGAGUGGGGGGCGCUGUGUGGACUGUAGGGACCACACUGACGGACCGCACUGUGAACGCUGCAAAGAGAACCACUACCGACGGUCACCACGGGACCUCUGCCGCCCCUGCGACUGUAACACCAUAGGUUCUGUGAGUCUGCAGUGUGGUGCAGAGGGGAUGUGUACGUGCAGACCCAGUGUGAUGGGGGAGAAGUGUGAUACCUGUCAACGCGGCUUCCACUCGCUCAGCCCUGGUGGCUGCAGGUCGUGUGACUGUGAAACCAGGGGCAGUGUUGGCAUCUGCUCUACGCUGGACGGCAGUUGUCACUGCAAGGACAACGUGGAGGGACAGGCGUGUGACAGGUGCAAGCCAGGCUCCUUCAACCUGCAGGAGAACAACCCAGCUGGCUGCACCUCAUGUUUCUGCUUCGGACACUCAUUGGCCUGCAGAUCCUCCAAUGACCAUGCAGCUGUCAACAUCACUUCUGACUUCCUUGAAGACCCAGACCGCUGGUCUGGACAGUUCUCUGGGGGACAGGAGUACCCUCUGCUGUGGAAGGAAGGUGAGGUCUACCUGCUACCACUCAGUGAGGAUGACCUGGGCUUCUACAGAGCUCCAGAGAAGUUCCUGGGGAACCAUCUCCUGAGCUAUGGCCAGCUCCUCUCCCUGACCUUCACGGCCGAGGCCCAGUGCCUCCUCCCUCACAGUGUCACUGUGCUUCUGGAAGGAUCUGGAAUCACCCUGUCAGCUGACCUUUUACCCCAACCUGGACUUGUCCACCAGCCAGGCCUCGCUCCCCAGCACACCUUCACUCUCAGACUUCACAAGGAGGAGACAAGACUGAGGCCUUUUCUGUCUGCCUUCGAGUUCCAAAGUCUUCUCUUCAACCUCACUGCAUUCAGGAUCAGCAACGCAGGAGGACACAACUACACGUCCCAACUCUCAGGGGUAACCCUGGCCUCCGCUGCCCACUCCUCCAGCCCUGUUACAUCCUCUACCCCCCCUGCUCCCUGGGUUGAGGUGUGUACGUGCCCCCCGGGGUUUGGGGGUCAGUUCUGUGAGCUCUGUGCCCCAGGCUACACCAGAGAGGUCCCUAACAGAGGACCCCUGUCACCCUGUGUGCCCUGCACCUGCCACCAGCACGGACCCUGCCACCCUGAGACAGGUGUGUGUAAGUGUGCAGAUUUCACCACAGGACCAACCUGCGAGCACUGCCUGGAUGGUUACUAUGGCAACGCGUUGAUUGGCACGACCAACGACUGUCAAACUUGCCCCUGCCCGGACCGCACCAGCUGUGCUCAAAUUAUGGAGAUUGGGGACGUGGUCUGUACCAACUGCCCUUCAGGACAGAGGGGAACCAGGUGUGAGUUGUGUGAGGACGGUUUCCACGGCGACCCCCUGGGCCGUUCUGGGCUGGUUCGGCAGUGCGAGCGGUGCGACUGUAACGGUAACGUGGACCCCAACGCGCUGGGCGUGUGUGAUCACAUGACGGGCCGCUGCUUCAAGUGUCUGGGACACACCGAGGGAGACCACUGUCAACGUUGUCGACGCGGUUACUAUGGAGAUGCCAUGGACCGGACGAUGGCCGGGAAGUGCAAACCCUGCGACUGCAGUCCUGCAGGGACUUCUGGGUUGUUGGAGGACUGCGACCCCCAGACUGGAAGUUGUCAGUGCCUUAGUCAUGUGACCGGGCGAGACUGUGGCCAGUGCUCAGUCGGCUUCUUCAACCUGCAGCAUGGAGUAGGCUGUGAGAGGUGCAACUGUAACCCCAUUGGCUCGUCUUCCGCGGGGUGCCACCCAAUCACAGGGCAGUGUGUGUGUCAGCCGGGACUGGAGGGGCGGCUGUGCAGCACCUGUCGUAUGGGCUUCUUUGGUUUCUCCUCACGAGGCUGCAGAGCCUGUAACUGCGACCCUAUGGGUUCCCGCUCCAUGCAGUGCCACACCAACGGCACCUGUCCCUGCCGCCAGGGCUUCGUGGGGUACAAGUGUGACCAGUGUGAGCUCAACUACUUCCACAACAGAGCCACGCACCAGUGUGAAGAGUGCCCCGUCUGCUACGGGCUAGUCAAGGAGGAGGCAGGGAAGCUGAAGGCACGGCUGCAGGAUUUGGAGAAGCUCCUGGCACGCUUCGACUGCCGGAAUGGCUCCGGACGCCAGCAUCACGUGCGCGAGUAUCACGUGCGCCAGCAUCACGAGCGUGGCCAUCAGGGGGAGGACAGCCUGCCCAAUGCGCUGGAGGACUUCCUGGCUAUCCAAGAGGCAAAAGAAGCCUUUGUCAAACAGUUUGCUCUCCUGGAGACGUCUACACACACUCUCUCAGCUCAGCUGCACACUGUUGCCACCGCUAUGAACUGUAGCGCCAGCAUGGAGGAAGAGCAGGAGGAAGGGUGGAGAACAUUGUGCAGGACCCUUGCUGACUCUGUGUCUGUGGUUAGAAGUGCACAGACCCAGCUGAUGCAGGCAACUCUGGACCUGGACAACAUGGUCAUCCCUUUCAAGAUGACACCUGUGCCCAACCGCUGGAACUCUGCGGUGAACGAAUCAGAGAUACUUAUGAAAAGUCACACAGAGAUGGCUGGUCAUAUAGAGUCUAUAGCGACCAAAGCUUUCAUGGCCUCCAACCAGACCUACUCUCUCCUGAUGGACCUACUGGAGGACAACUCUAUUGAGGAAUACAUCAGCAACCUCACGGAGCAAAUGGCAGACAUGCAGCAGAUGAAGGAGAAUUUGACGGCCCAGGUGAAUGAAACUCUAGCCAUUCAGCUGUCUCUGGAGGAGGAGUCUGCUGAGAUCAUGGUUGCCUUUGUUAACCUCACAUCCUCCAUAUUGGAGCUGUCCAAAAAGAUGCCCAACCCCACAUCAGGAACCAACCAAUCAGACCCCAGCCUAAGAUCGGGUGCCAACCAAACAGAGGGUGUUGAGCUGAGCAACAGGACAUCUGAGCUGGCGUUCCAUGUCCAGUCUAAAGAAGAACUGGCCAGUAAGAUCAGAGAGGAGAUGGAGCCUCGAAUACAGACCGCCCACAAGAACCUUGCUGCCGUACAGGACAUGCACAAGCUGACAGUUCAAGCCCAGGGGUCAAAGGUCAUUGCCCUGUCAUCGGUGGUGACAGGGAAGGAAGUGGAGUCAAAGGCCAUUACCCUGCGGAGAGAACUAGAAGACAUGCAGAGAGAGUGGCCUCAAAGGCAGGCCCAGACGAAGGCUGCUCUGAAGAGGGAGAGGCUGCUGAGGGAGAAGGUUCUGGAAGACGUCAGUAAGAAGGUGAACCAGACCAAGCGAGUCCUUAGGCCUGCCUUGGAGAGCGCUACCCUCUCCAACGCUACCGCUCAAGAAGCAAAACACACCGCAAAUGCUCUGUCUAAAGAGGCCAAGGCCACCCUAACCCAGGGCAAGCACACGAGGACAUUGUCUGCCCAGCUCAGCUCAUCUGUAGACAUAACCCUGCAGCAGCUGGAGGAGCAGGAGAACCACACUGUUCAGGCACAAACCCAGACAAACGCAGAGCCUGUAGAGUCUCUGGCCAGUGUAAAGGUGAACAUCCAGGCAGCUCAGCUUCAGCUUGAGGCCUACUCCCUCACACUCACCCAGCUCGUCAAUAAAAUAGAUGGGGGCAUGGCGCUGGAACGGUUUGAACAUAUACUGAGUGAGACGGCGGUGCGGUUGAGUGUUCUGCGUGGCAGCGUGGAGAGCCCGGCCCUGAACGGGAAGAUCCAGACCCUGCAAUCAGCCGCCCAGGACCAGAACAGCCAGCUGACCCACCUGGAACAGGACCUGCAGGAGAUCAGACAGGAGAGAGACAGUCUGAAGGACAUUGCCCUGCACCUGCCCCAGACCUGCCCUCAGGCCUCGGGGAUAGAGGGACACUAGGAUCGAGGCACCAGGAGGACACUAGAGCCCUAGUCCAUGCAUUCUACCGCCUUCCUGGUGUAUACACACUCGUUCACACCACUUCAAUGAUUUAAAAGAGAGGUCCCACCAUGUUUCUUACACCAGAAUAUUUGUAAUUGGGCAUAGGAAGGUGAAGAGGGGACAAGUAGGGCCACAGAUGAUGGAUAGGACAUUGGUAUUUGAAUUAUUUAGGGGAGAUAAUAUCUGAGUCCCAAAUUGCACCCUAUUCCAUAUAGUGGACUAAUUUUGACCAGGGCCCAUAGGGCAAAAGUAGUGCACUGUGUAGGUAUUAGGGUGCCGUUUGGGACACAGCCAUAGAUGAGGAGUGUAGGUGGAAUCAUCCAGGUAUCCUUCUUAGUUUGUUCUUCAGUACUGUGGUUGUGCAUCCCCCUUUGCUGCAGUACAGUCACACAGUUCUACCACUUUGUCUCUGUGCUUUUCAAACUUUGACCUCUACUAUACUGACCUGGCUGAUACCGUCAGUACCACUAAAUCAAAUCGUAUUGGUCUUAUACACAUAUUUAGCAGAUAUGCAGCCAUAAGCAGUUUUCCAUUGCCAUUGCCUGCUUUCAACUUCCACCAUCAUUAUCACGUUCUUUCUUUUAAUUCUACCCCUCACUCCUUUUUGGCUUUAACCGUCCUCUCUCCUGUUCUAGCCUCUUAAUCCCCUCUCUCCAUCCCUCCUUCUAAAUCCAUAUCACCCCUGCCCUGUUUCCUUAGUGUUUAUGUUCAUUCUCAUUUAAUUUCCCCGUUCAUAUUUCCAACAGCAUUUGAAUUCAUCUGUGAAUAAUAACAGUCAGCUAGCUCCCUGUGUUCUAUCAAGUUUUAAAUAAUGCUGAUUUUCCACUUUGGAGGAAGGAGUGUUUGCGCUGUGGCGCUUCUCCAACCUGACACAUUCAUUUACACUUGAGUUAUUUUUCAUCAGCCCACCAUAAUUAACAAUUAGUCAUUUUGCCCUCUGUAGGGUUCAGCCUUCUACUGCAAACACACAGCCACAGACACACACACACACACAUAGUUUGGGAUUCUGCGUGUGCCCCUCGCUUUUCCUCAAUCUCCUUUUUUCACUUUUCUCUAAAACGUUCUACCUUUCUAUCUUUCUUUCUCUUUCUUUCUCUCUCUGAGCAAAUUAUCUUCUCUUGUCUGGCAAAUGGAAAAGUACUAAAACAGCUAAAUGUUUGUUUUUUCUAUGUGGGUACCUGAGGCUGGAAUACCUGCUGAAUUAUGGAAAAUAUAGAAAUGGGACCUCUGCUAAGACUAUGUUCCAUUUCAGCAGGUGAUUGUAUUUUGUCAGACAACAAAUAGUAUAUGAUUGGUUUUGUGUUUAGAUAAUUGCCAGAAAAAACUGUUGAAAGCAAAAAAUGAAAAUAAAAUGGAUUGUGUGUGUGUGUGUGUGUGUGUGUGUGUGUGUGUGUGUGUGUGUGUGUGCGUGCGUGCGCAUGUUUGUGUGAUUUUGUAAACAACAUCUCUUUGCAAUAUCUCCUUCUGGCCACAUAUUGGUGCUGUUUACUAGUAUUGAAGAAACAAGCACAGCAAUUGCCAAAGCCAUAGACAAGACUGUAUAAUGAACACCUAAAAAUGUAUGCUGAGUCAAAUAUCGAUGAUGAAAAGCAGUGAUAGAAGUGCCUUAUAUAAAUAAAAUUGUUAUUACAUUAAUAACUUCA
Molecule: messenger RNA, 6764 nt
Organism: Oncorhynchus tshawytscha (Chinook salmon)
Lineage: Eukaryota; Metazoa; Chordata; Actinopteri; Salmoniformes; Salmonidae
Product: laminin, gamma 3
Exons: 28
Coding region: 190-5079 (1629 amino acids)
Source: RefSeq, a predicted model, not a curated record